AUGGAAUUGUAUAAUUUUAUUAUCCUACUUGCAUCACUGACGAGUAGUUGCUCCGCUCAAGGAGCAGACAGUUAUGGAUUAUUUUAUGCAUACAAACCGGAACUCUCUGAAGAUGCUAUACUAGUGGCUAACAACGGGAUACGAGUGCCUUUUGGGAGAUCUGUGUUUAUCGACCCUAUUAAUGAUUUGGUCAUUGAAGUUCAGCCGGGGGAUAGGUGUAGCAUAACCGUUCUGGAUAAUGAUCCGUUAUCUCAAAGACCCGGGCAGCUCUCCCCGAAAAAGUUUCCGUGUGAAUUCGGUCCAAAUGACGUGAAGUAUUCUCAUUUUGGUUCGAGAAGCCCCGCUGAGGACAGAGUAAGGCUUCAACUCAGGUAUGAUACUCAAACAGAGACGAUCAUUAUACCGUUCAUGCUGGAGGUAGAGGUCGUAUUUACUCAGCUUGAGAUAGUCACAAAAAACAUGCCGCUCACAGUUGAUAAAUUGCACGACACAAGUAAUCCCAUAGACGAAAAGAUACUGGGUUUUACUUAUGAUAGAGAUGCUGAACAGUGCGAAGUCACAUCGCUUGCAGCUGGAAGCUCUCUUCCUAGAUAUGGUAAAGUUACGGAUGAAUCCAAACUGGAGAAAAUGAUGGAUUGCGACGAAUUUAUCAAAGCAGACAUUCGUUACCAGCACACGUCAGUUCACAAGUCUCCAAACCGGGAUUAUAUCCCAAUGGUUGUUGAAUUACGAAAUAAAGAGAAUAAUCUGAUAAAACAGGAGUACUUUCAUGUCAUGGUGCGCAUACGAGAGGGAGAGGAAAAUACGCCUCCUAAACCUAGUUUUGUGGCAAUGAUGAUGAUGGAGGUAGAUCAAUUUGUGAUGACAGCCUUAACCACGGAUAUGCUAGCAGCAGAGGAUCUUGAGACCAAUCCAGAUGAUCUUAUUUUUAACAUCACUUCUCCGCUGUCCUUUGAAGAGGGUUAUAUAGUCAGCACGGAUGACAGAAAUUUACCAAUCACAUCUUUCUAUCAGAGAGACUUAAAGGAUCUGAAGAUAGCUUACAAACCACCCUCACUUGACUCCGACACAGAGAGGAUCUUUCAGAUUGAGUUUGAAGUGAUAGACACAGACGGUGGAAUCUCAGACCCAUUCGCGUUCAUGAUUGUCGUGAGGCCGAUGAACUCACUCGCUCCAGUGGUGACAAGGAAUACUGGGCAACUUUUGUACGAGGGUCAGUCCAGGUCUCUGUUUAGUCAAAAUAAUUUGGAGAUUAGUGACGAGGACAAUUUGGACAGUGUCAAGAUCACGGUUGUCGAUGGCCUACGACAUGGUCAACUCACCGUCCUGGGCUCCAGCAGAUCCUUUUUCAGUCCAGCCGAUCUUGAGCUUGGAGUAGUUGUUUAUCAGCAUGAUGGAAGUGACACCUACAGCGACAACAUUAUUUUCAGAAUGACAGAUGGUAAAAAUGAGGUGGAGUUCUUGUUCCCUAUCACUAUUGUGCCCACCGAUGACGAAUCACCUAUCAUAAAUGCCAAUACAGGACUGGUGCUGUUCAAAAAUCAAAUGAUGCCCAUUUCGCCACUAAUGCUCAGUGCAGCAGACAUUGACUCUGAAGAUUCCACUAUCAAGUUCACUAUUGAGCCUCCCCUUUCUACCAUUGGUGAGGUUUUGUUGCGUCAGUCGGAGGCUCCUGAGGACCCAUUUUCAUGGAAAUUCAAUUCAGAAGAUGGAGUGUAUGAGAAAGUAGUGACAGAGUGGCUGCAGAGAGACAUUACUGACGGAAAACUUUUCUACAGGCACACGGGUCCCCAUAUCACAGAAACCAUAACUGAUCAGUUUGUUUUCAAGGUGCAAGAUGACCAUGACCCUCCCAACCAAUCAGAUGAGAGUACUUUUGUCAUUAGAAUUCUCCCCAUUGAUGACAUUCCACCAGUUCUUUUCCCUGGCACCAGUUUGCAAAUGACAGUGCACGAGUAUGAGCUGACUCACUUCAGUAAAAACGUACUCCGAUAUACUGACUUGGACUCAGAAGACCGUGACCUGAAAUACACCAUUGUUCAAAAGCCGAUUGACACAGACAAAAACCAUCCUGUCGUUUUUGGAUCGAUCGUCUUAACAGAAAGUCCUAACACAGAGGUCACCGAGUUCACUCAAGCACAAGUGAACCAUCAUAAAAUUGCUUACAGUCCCCCUGACCUUGAGUUGGGCAUCACCGCUCAUGUGGUCCAAUUUCGUUUCACAGUAGAAGACACAGCAGGAAACAGUGUGGAGGGAACAUUCACUAUAUUCUUACAACCUGUCAAUAAUAAACCUCCACAGAUAACUAAUACUGGUUUCACUGUCUUUGAGAGAGGCACACACAUCAUCUCCAGUGCAGAGCUUGAUGCUGCUGAUCUUGAUACAGACAGUAAGCUAAUAACAUUUACUUUGAGUGAAACUCCUAAACAUGGUAAGCUCCAGCACUCAUUUGUUGACACUGACAAAGGGAAUGUUUUUAAUCUGACAAAUAUCUCUGAUGGGAAAAUCUCCUAUGUUCAAAAUGGGGACGAGACAACCAGUGACUCUUUUAAGCUGGACGUCAGUGAUGGUAUUCACGUUGUCACAGUCACCGUCAAAGUGAUCGUGAAACCCAUUGACGACGAAACACCAACCAUCUUUCUACCAGAUGGAACAAUUGGCUCCCACAUGGACGUUUUGGAAAACGGAGCCACUGAAAUCACGACCAGUGUUAUCCAAGGAAAAGACGAGGACACCGAUGAUCUGAGGCUGACAUUCAUUUUGGAGGAUGCUCCGGCUUUUGGAGAUAUCCUGGUAAAUGGUAUGCCCUCUGGAAGAUUUACCCAAGCUGAUCUCAUAAAUGGGCUGGUGGUAUAUGCCCAUACUAGUGGAGAAAUUGGCCUUGCUUCCAAGAAUGACUAUUUUAACAUAACCCUCACAGACAUGUCUGAUGAAUGGACCAUAGGGGGGAACAAAGUGAAUGGUGUCCGUGUACACGUUACCAUACUCCCUGUGGAUAAUCAAACCCCAGUGGUUUCUGUUGGACCACAGUUCAGUGUGCUGGAAGGUGAGAAAAAUGCAAUUGGUGCUGAUCAAAUAACAGCACAAGAUAUGGACACGCCCAUUGAUGACAUCCUGUGCACUAUCAUUGCCCAGCCCAUGUCGGGUUACUUAGAGAACAUUUCUCCAGCACCAGGUUCUGAGAGGUCCAGAACGGGCACUGCUGUUAGUGCUUUCACCAUAGAUGACAUCAAACACGGCCAUGUUCAUUACGUGCAAAGCAUACACAAAGGAGUCGAGCCAGUGGAGGACAGGUUCACGUUUAGAUGCUCAGAUGGUGUGAACUUCUCAGAGAUGGAGAUCUUUCCCAUUGUCAUUAUUCCUACCAAUGAUGAAAAGCCAGAGAUCUUUAUGCGAGAAUUUGUGGUGAUGGAGGGCAUGAACGUUGUCAUUGACACUCCUAUUCUUAAUGGUGUAGAUACUGAUGUUCCUGCAGAGGAGUUAACAUUCAUCAUCACUAAACCGCCCAGUCACGGUUUCAUAGUAAAUCAACUGACCACGGGCUCAGUUCCUGUCACAAACUUCACUCUCGAACAGAUCAAAGAAGCUUCUAGUAUCAUUUAUGAACAUGAUGAUUCCGAGACUACAAAGGAUAGUUUUGAUGUCACUCUUACGGAUGGAAAACAUAACGUAGAGGGUACAGUAAUGAUAAUGAUUAUUCCUGUGGAUGAUGAAACACCAAGACUGCAAAUCAAUGACGGUCUGGAAGUUGAGGUGGAGGAGACAAAGGAGCUCAGCAGCAAACAUUUAAAAGCCACAGAUCUAGACACCGAUGAUGAAGCUCUCACCUUCAUCAUACGCUUUGGCCCUGCCCAAGGCUUACUGCAGAGGAAAACCGCAUCUGGAUCUCUGGAGAACAUUACAGUUGGCAUGAAUUUUACGCAGGCUGACUUGGACCAAGAUCGCAUGUUUUACACCCACACUGGACAAGAGGGCAUCAGAGAUCUUGUAAAAUUUGAUGUGACAGACGGCAGCAACCCCCUGAUAGACAGGUACUUCUACAUUACUGUGGGUAGCAUUGAUAUGGUUUUCCCUGAUGUUAUCAGCAAAGGUGUGUCCCUGAAGGAAGGAGGUAGAGUGACACUUACCACAGACCUACUCAGCACAAGUGAUAUCAAUAGUCCAGAUGAAAACCUGGUCUUUACUGUAACAAGAGCCCCGGUCAGGGGACAUUUGGAAUGCACUGACACCCCUGGAAUGCCCAUUGUUACCUUUACCCAGCUCCAGUUGGCAGGGAGCAAAAUCUACUAUGUCCACACCUCAGACGAUGAAAUCAAAAUGGACAGCUUUGAAUUUGAGGUAACGGAUGGCUACAACCCCGUGUUCCGAACCUUCCGUGUGUCUAUAGUAGAUGUGGACAAUAAGAAGCCUGUUCUGACAGUACGUCAGCUUGUGGUGACAGAGGGACAGAAUAAGCUUAUCACACCUUUUGAGCUGACAGUGGAGGACCAAGACACAGCAGAACACCUCCUGAAAUUCACUGUCACCCAGCUGCCAGUUCAUGGAAAACUCCUUUUCAACAAUAGCCAACCUGUCACUUCCUUCACAAAGCAGGACCUGAAUGAGAACAUGAUCAGCUACAAACACGAUGGCACAGAAUCAGAGAAAGACAGCUUUUCCUUUACGGUGACCGACGGGACACAUACAGAUUUUUAUGUCUUCCCCGACACUGUGUUUGAGACUCGCCAUCCACAGACCAUGAAGAUCACCAUUGUGUCAGUGGACAAUGGUAUACCACAGAUCGUGGUGAACAAAGGUGCUCCAACCCUGAAAAUCUUGUCCACUGGUCACCUCGGUUACCCAAUUACCAGCAAGGCUUUGAAAGCGGAGGAUAGAGACAGCCCUUCAGAAGCCCUGAUCUUUCAUAUAACUGCACAGCCAGAACAUGGUUUCCUUAUCAACCUUGCCAAAGGGAACGAUUCAAUCAGCACUUUCAGCCAAGCUGACAUUGAUGAUCUGAAGAUUUGCUAUGCGCUGAAGAAUGAAGCCAAUGCUACCAGCGAUGUUUUCCGCUUCUCUGUGGAGGACAAUGGUGGAAAUAAGCUGAAGAACCAACGCUUCCACCUCAACUGGCCCUGGAUCUCUCUUGCGCAGCAGAGCUACGUGGUGGAUGAGCAGGCUAAAGUCCUGGAGGUGAUCCUCAGACGCAGGGGUUACCUCGGAGAGACUUCUUUUGUUGGAAUCACCACCCGGGAUGGAAGCGCAGAGAAGGAGAAAGACUUCCGAGGAAAGUCUCAGAAACAGAUUCAGUUCAAUCCGGGUCAGACCACGGCCACGUGGAAAGUGCGGAUCCUGUCCGACGGCAAGUAUGAGCAGUCCGAGACCUUCCAGAUCGUUCUGUCUGAGCCAGUCAUGGGUGCUCUCGAGUCCCCGGCGGACGCCACAGUUGAGAUUGUGGACCCAGGAGACGAGUCCACCGUUUUCAUCCCACACUCCAUGUUUGCUAUCGAGGAAGAUGUUGGCGAGCUUCUCAUCCCCGUGCGUAGGACUGGUGAUGUCAGCGAGGAACUCAUGGUCGUCUGCCACACGCAGCAAGGUUCUGCCACGGGCACGGUGCCCAGCACCGUGUUAUCUUUCUCUGACUACAUCUCCAGGCCCGAGGAGCAGUCCAGCGUGCUGCGCUUCCAUAAAGACGAGACCGAUAAGCACUGCCGCGUCGUCGUCAUCGACGAUUCCCUGUACGAAGCCGAGGAGUCCUUUAACGUCACCCUCAGCCUGCCCGUGGGGGGGCGUCUGGGGUCAGAGUACCCCACGGCCCUCGUCAGGAUUCUCCCCGACCAGGACGACGCUCCUGUGUUCUAUUUCGGAGAGUCGGAAUACCACGUGGACGAGAGUGCUGGACACGUAGAGGUGAAAGUUUGGAGGACGGGCACGGACCUCUCCAAAACUGCCACGGUGACCGUGCGCUCCCGCAAGACAGACCCUUUGUCUGCUGAAGCUGGCGUGGACUACGUCGGAAUCAGUCAAAACCUGGACUUCGCCCCCGGCGUCAACAUGCAGACGUUCCGGGUCACCAUCCUGGAUGAUUUGGGCCAGCCGUCUCUGGAAGGGACGGAGAAGUUUGAGCUGGUCCUUCGGAUGCCCUCGAACGGCAUUCUCGGAGAGCCGGGAAAGGCCACUGUCUUCAUUAACGAUUCCAUCUCAGAUUUGCCAAAGGUGCAGUUUAAACAGGCUGAGCUGUCAGGGGAAGAAAGCCAGGGUCACAUCACUGCCAUAGUGCACCGCAGCGGGGACAUCAGUCACAAAUCCAGUGUGCGCUGCUACACUCGACAGGGCUCCGCCCAGGUGGCCGUCGACUUUGACGAGCGACCGAACACCGACGGCUCCGUCGUCACCUUCUCACCUGGGGAGACAGAGAAGCCUUGUGUCCUGAAGCUGGUUGAUGACAAGAUUCAUGAGGAAGAGGAAGAGUUGAGGCUGGUGCUGGGGAAUGCUAAGAGCGAGUCGCCAUUUGGCGCAGCCAUAGGACGCCAGAACGAAAUUCUCAUUAAGAUAAAAGAUGACACAGACAAACCUGUUAUUAAGUUUACGGAGAUCAAGUUCAGCGUGAGUGAACCAAAGGAGUCUGGACAGGUGUCAGUGGUGAGGAUCCCAGUGCAGAGGCAAGGGGACGUGUCUAAAGUGUCUGUUGUUCGAGUGCACACCAAGGAUGGCUCAGCCAGAUCAGGAGAGGACUACAAUCCUAUUUCUGAAGAUAUUGAGUUUAAGGAGGGCGACACGGAACACGUGAUAGAAGUGGAAGUCUUGUUUGACGGAGUACGAGAAAUGAGAGAGGCCUUCACAGUCCAUUUGAAGCCUGAUGAGAACAUGGUGGCCGAGAUCCAGAUGACCAAAGCCAUUGUGUAUAUUGAGGAAACCAACAGUAUGGCUGAUGUCACGUUCCCCUCGUUGCCUCAUGUUGUGUCUCUGUUACACUACGAUGAUGUGGCCAGGACCAAAGCCAACGCCCACCCACCUGCAGGCUACCCUGUCGUCUGCGUCACGGCCUGCAACCCGAAAUAUCCUGACUAUGACAAGACGGGUUCCAUCUGCGUGAGCGAACACAUUAACAACACCCUGACCCGUUACCGCUGGCUCAUCAGCGCCCCCAGCGGGCCGGACGGCGUCACCAGCCCCAUGCGCGAGGUGGACUUCGACACCUUCUUCACCUCCACCAAGACGAUCACCCUGGAUUCCGUGUACUUCCAGGCCGGCUCCCGGGUCCAGUGCGCUGCCCGGGCGGUCAACUCCGACGGAGACGAGGGCUUGGAGCUUAGCAGCCCUAUAGUGUCGAUCAGCGCGGAGGAGGGGAUGUGCCAACCUCGUAAAGCGGGAACAGUUGGCGCCGAGCCUUUCUCUGCCAAGCUGCGUUACACAGGCUCUGAAGAUCCUGAACAUGCCAACCUUGUUAAGCUUACUGUCACCAUGCCCCAUAUCGACGGCAUGCUGCCUGUAGUUUCAACGCGCUCUCUGGCCAACUUCGAUCUGACACUGAGUCCCGACGGUACCCGGGUGGGAAACCACCGCUGCUCCAACCUGCUCAAUGUCAACGAAGUCACGACACGCCACAGCUUCCUGACGGAGGCGACCCGGAACCCUGAGAACGUUGGGGAGACCUCACCAUACCAGUACAGCGUCCCCUUGAGAGGACUCAACACCCUUCGCUUCUACAGGAACCUCAACCUGGAGGCUUGUCUGUGGGAGUUUGUCAGUUACUAUGACAUGUCUGAACUGCUCACCGACUGUGGGGGGACUAUAGGCACAGAUGGGCAGGUGCUAAACCUGGUGCAGUCGUACGUGACCCUGCGAGUUCCCCUCCACGUCUCGUACGUUUUCCACUCCCCCGUGGGCACCGGCGGGUGGCAGCACUUUGACCUGCAGUCAGAGCUACGCCUAACGUUUGUGUACGACACCGCCAUCCUGUGGAAGGACGGCAUCGGCAGUCCCCCGCAGGCUGAGCUCCAAGGCAAUGCAGGGGCCCUGUACCCAACCAGCAUGCGUAUCAAUGAGCAGGGAAGGCUUGCUGUAAACUUCCGAACAGAGGCUCGUUUCAGGGGUCUGUUUGUGGCAACGCACCCUGCAACUCCUUUAUCCUCCAUGGUAAUGAGUGUGGACCACCCCGUCCUCACCUUUAACCUGAGUCUGGUGAGGAGUGAGCCCACGUAUAACCAGCCUGUGCAGCAGUGGACCUUCACAUCUGACUUUGCCGUACGGGAUUAUUCAGGAACCUACACGGUGAAGCUGGUGCCGUGUACAACAGCCAUGAACUUGGAAUACACUGUACCACCUGUCUGUAAUCCCAGGGAGCCUGUUACUUUUGAUCUGGACAUCCGUUUCCAGCAGGUGAGUGACCCUGUGGCUGUGGAAUUCAGCCUGAACACUCAGAUGUUUCUCCUGUCGAAGAGGGCACUGUGGCUAUCGGAUGGGUCUCCGAACUUUGGGCAGGAAAGUGACGCUCACUUCUCAGAGGGCGAUACGAUCUAUGGCCGAGUGAUGGUUGAUCCUGUGCAGAACUUGGGCGAUUCCUUUUACUGUAACAUUGAAAAGGUGUAUUUGUGCACGGGUGCUGACGGUUAUGUCCCCAAAUACAACCCGACUAAGUUCGAGUUUGGCUGCCUAGCAGACUCCCCUUCCCUGCUCUACAGAUUCAAAAUCAUUGAUAAAGCUCAGCCAGAGACACAAGCCAAGACUUUUGGUGACAUGGGUUUCAAUGCUGUCUUGGCUGUGGAUGACCCAUCAGCAGCCUCUUUAGUGCGCCAGCCGGGAUCAGAUGGGUUCAGGCUAGACUCAACACCUAUGUUCCAGGUGGCAGCAGGUAGGGAAUGGUACGUUCACACUAUUUAUACUGUGCGGUCAAAGGACAACGCCAACCGCGGGAUUGGCAAGAGAAGUCUGGAGUACCACGCUCUUGUGUCUGGGAACACUAUUCCUGUGGAGGUAGGACAUCGCCAAAAGAGAUCUACCCGAGAGGUGCCCGAGUUGGCCGAGGAAAUCGGCUCGGAGAACAACAGGGGCACAAACAUCAUGCACAUUGCGUUGGAUCGCUCCCGGCGACGGGCGAGCAGCGAGAACGAGCUACUGGCAGAGAGCGUCGCCCCUCGGGAGGUGAGAGGCGGAAACGGCGACGAGGACGUCGUGACAAUCAUAGGUUGCCUCGUGGGGUUUCUGAUCGUGAUCCUUCUUAUCGUCGUCGCCGCCCUGGCCGUACACUCUCGGAGGAACGCGGCGAAAGACGCGCCAAAAGUCACGAGCAGCCUGGAGCCUGUCUUAGUGGCACGAUUGUGCGAUAACAGUGAUAGUUCAGAGGUUUGA
Chanos chanos (milkfish) is the source of this 9330-nucleotide messenger RNA. It is a transcript of the gene frem2a, whose product is annotated as FRAS1 related extracellular matrix 2a. The transcript is spliced from 24 exons. Gene Ontology annotation, cellular component: membrane. Bases 1 to 9330 code for a protein of 3109 amino acids. Lineage: Eukaryota; Metazoa; Chordata; Actinopteri; Gonorynchiformes; Chanidae. The record is from RefSeq and is a predicted model, not a curated record. Gene Ontology annotation, biological process: anatomical structure morphogenesis; cell communication.